GAGCCGGGCGGCGGGCGGCGCAGGGGGCAGCAUGCUGGCGCUGUUUACCAAGCUGCUGGACUGGUUCCGGGCGCUGUUCUGGAAGGAGGAGAUGGAGCUCACCCUGGUGGGGCUGCAGUACUCGGGCAAGACCACCUUCGUCAACGUGAUCGCGUCGGGGCAGUUCAAUGAAGACAUGAUCCCAACGGUGGGCUUCAACAUGAGGAAGAUCACCAAGGGAAACGUCACCAUAAAGCUCUGGGACAUCGGCGGUCAGCCUCGUUUCCGUAGCAUGUGGGAGCGAUACUGCCGCGGAGUCAGUGCUAUUGUGUACAUGGUGGAUGCUGCAGACCAGGAGAAGAUCGAGGCUUCAAAGAACGAACUUCACAACCUGCUUGACAAGCCGCAGCUCCAAGGCAUCCCUGUUCUAGUGCUUGGGAACAAGCGAGAUCUCGUUGGUGCCUUGGAUGAGAAAGAGCUUAUUGAGAAGAUGAACCUGUCUGCCAUCCAAGAUCGAGAGAUUUGUUGCUAUUCCAUCUCCUGCAAAGAAAAGGACAACAUUGACAUCACCCUACAGUGGCUUAUUCAGCACUCAAAGUCCAGGAGAAGCUGAGAGCCCUGGGACCGCGCCUCGGAGCGGGGAAGAUGCCAUUGUCCAAGCCCCCUUCUCUGUCCCCUGCUCUCUGUCCCUUUCUCUCCAUCUCUCUCUAGAUGGGUAUUUUUAGGGGACCCCAGGCUCUGCUCCUGCUGAGACGGAGCUCCUGUUUUUAUUGUAAAGAAGCUGUCGGACUCCUCUGUCUCUCUCCCCCUCUCGUUUUGGCACUGUUCUGUUGUGGUCGAUGUGUAUACAGUAUAUAUA
Molecule: messenger RNA, 838 nt
Organism: Emys orbicularis (European pond turtle)
Lineage: Eukaryota; Metazoa; Chordata; Testudines; Emydidae
Gene: ARL8A
Product: ADP ribosylation factor like GTPase 8A
Exons: 7
Coding region: 32-592 (186 amino acids)
Biological process (GO): protein transport; anterograde axonal transport
Cellular component (GO): lysosomal membrane
Molecular function (GO): GTP binding; GTPase activity
Source: RefSeq, a predicted model, not a curated record